AUGAGUAAAAGUGAACUACAUGCUCUUUUUUCGAAACGACAACAGAGACACUCUGAGCCAGCAGCAUUGACACCUGCUCGAAGGAUUCAAUUGAAGAAACCCCUAAAUCGACCUAAUCGCCGUGGAGAUAAUAGAAGUUUUUCCGUUACGAGAAGGACAAUUACCCGAUUUCGGAGCAAAUUACUUCUUCUUGAUGCAGAUGAAAUGUGUCUUUGUGGAUUGCUCAGUAUCACACAUUCAGUUCAUUUAAUUUUAUGCAUUGAGGUUUUCUUCGCAUUGAUUCUUCUUAUCCAAUCGCCAGAUUUGCUUACAAUGAACGGAACGUAUUUUUAUUUUUUGGGAUUUUUCGACGGUGGCGGAUGGUUUUUCUUCGGGUUACAUGUUUCUCUAUGUGUAACUUGCUUAAUCUCAUCGGCUCUUCUCUACAUUGGCUCGAGGUGCCAAAUGCCGUUUUUAAUACUUCCGCAUGUCUUUUGGCAGUCCACUUUUAUUGUCAUUUCUGUUCUUUCGAUUAUUCUUCUCAUGGCAUUGGGGUUUAGCGGUAGAAUGCUGCUACCUUCUAGCAUAGUCCUAAGCUCAAUGAUGGCUUCUGCAGGAGCUUGCGAAAUGUGGUGGUGUCUACUGUCAAUAGCUUAUUAUCGUCAUAUUUGUGAUAAAAGGGAUCACCCGUUCUCUACAUCAGUCUCACCAGAUCAGGAUCCGCUUUGUGCAAGAGAUAGUCUGGUUUAA
Caenorhabditis elegans is the source of this 729-nucleotide messenger RNA. RefSeq lists its product as uncharacterized. Lineage: Eukaryota; Metazoa; Nematoda; Chromadorea; Rhabditida; Rhabditidae. Bases 1 to 729 code for a protein of 242 amino acids. The record is from RefSeq and is marked reviewed. The transcript has 7 exons.